Molecule: messenger RNA, 2344 nt
Organism: Brachypodium distachyon (stiff brome)
Lineage: Eukaryota; Viridiplantae; Streptophyta; Magnoliopsida; Poales; Poaceae
Product: coronatine-insensitive protein homolog 1b
Exons: 3
Coding region: 204-1997 (597 amino acids)
Biological process (GO): SCF-dependent proteasomal ubiquitin-dependent protein catabolic process
Cellular component (GO): SCF ubiquitin ligase complex
Molecular function (GO): protein binding
Source: RefSeq, a predicted model, not a curated record
CUCCCCCCCCCCAGUCCCCAUCCCCCAGCCCCUCUCCACUCUUCUCCCUCCAAUAAUUCUCUCCUCCAGUCCUCUCUGCCUGCACCACCACCAAGCACCAUCAGAAAGGGAAAGGGGGGAAAUCCCCAUGUCUCCACCGGAUCAGAUCCCCGGCGGAGAGCCUUAGACGGAGAGCGAGCGGAGGUUAUCUGAUCCGCUGCUCGAUGGGCGGGGAGGCCCCGGAGCCGCGGCGCCUGAGCCGCGCGCUCAGCUUAGAUGGCAGCGUCGUCCCGGAAGAGGCGCUGCACCUGGUGAUGGGAUACGUCGACCACCCGCGCGACCGGGAGGCGGCGUCGCUCGUGUGCCGCCGGUGGCACCGCAUCGACGCGCUCACCCGGAAGCAUGUCACCGUGCCCUUCUGCUACGCGGCGUCCCCGGCGCGCCUGCUCGCGCGGUUCCCGCGCCUCGAGUCGCUCGCGGUCAAGGGGAAGCCUCGCGCCGCCAUGUACGGCCUCAUCCCCGACGACUGGGGCGCGUACGCUCGUCCCUGGGUCGCCGAGCUCGCUGCGCCGCUCGAGUGCCUCAAGACGCUCCACCUGCGGCGCAUGGUCGUCACCGACGACGACCUCGCUACUCUUGUCCGCGCCCGCGGCCACAUGCUGCAGGAGCUCAAGCUCGACAAGUGCUCUGGCUUCUCCACCGACGCCCUCCGCCUCGUCGCUCGCUCCUGCAGCAGAUCACUGAGAACUUUGUUUCUGGAAGAAUGUUCAAUUACUGAUAAUGGCACUGAAUGGCUCCAUGACCUUGCUGUUAACAAUCCUGUACUGGUGACCUUGAACUUCUAUAUGACUUACCUCAGAGUGGUGCCAGCUGACCUCGAGCUUCUUGCCAAGAACUGCAAGUCAUUAAUUUCAUUGAAGAUUAGCGACUGUGACCUUUCUGAUUUAAUUGGAUUUUUCCAAAUGGCCACAUCAUUGGAAGAAUUUGCUGGAGCGGAAUUUAAUGAGCAAGGGGAACUCACAAAGUAUGGAAAUGUUAAAUUUCCUUCAAGGCUUUGCUCCUUAGGACUUACUUGCUUGGGGACUAAUGAGAUGCAUAUCAUCUUUCCCUUUUCCACUGUACUCAAGAAGCUGGAUUUGCAGUACACUUUUCUCACCACUGAAGAUCAUUGCCAGCUCAUUGCAAAAUGUCCCAACUUGUUAGUUCUCGCGGUGAGGAAUGUGAUUGGAGACAGAGGAUUAGGGGUUGUCGCAGACACAUGCAAGAAGCUACAAAGGCUCAGAGUUGAGCGAGGGGAUGAUGAUCCUGGUCUGCAAGAAGAGCAAGGAGGAGUUUCUCAGGUAGGCCUGACAGCUGUAGCCGUUGGUUGCCGUGAACUGGACUACAUAGCUGCCUAUGUGUCUGAUAUCACAAAUGGGGCCCUGGAAUCUAUUGGGACUUUCUGCAAAAAUCUGUGUGACUUUCGGCUUGUCCUGCUUGAUAGACAAGAGAGGAUAACAGAAUUGCCACUAGACAAUGGUGUUCGUGCGCUGCUGAGGGGCUGUGCUAAGCUUCGGAGAUUCGCGCUAUACUUGAGACCAGGGGGGCUUUCAGAUGUAGGCCUUGGCUAUAUUGGACAGCACAGUGGAACUAUCCAGUACAUGCUUCUGGGUAAUGUUGGAGACACAGACAAUGGACUGCUCCUUUUUGCGUCUGGGUGUGUGAACCUACGGAAGCUUGAAUUAAGGAGCUGUUGCUUCAGUGAGCGGGCUUUGGCUCUUGCUAUGCUACAAAUGCCUUCUCUGAGGUACGUAUGGGUACAAGGUUACAAAGCCUCCCAAACUGGUCGCGACCUCAUGCUCAUGGCCAGACCUUUCUGGAACAUAGAAUUUACACCUCCCAGUCCUGAGAAUGCAAAUAGGCUGACGGUAGAUGGGGAGCCUUGUGUAGAUCGUUAUGCUCAGAUUCUUGCAUACUACUCCCUUGCCGGAAAGAGGUCGGACUGCCCGCAAUCUGUGGUUCCUUUGUAUCCUGCGUGACUGUAAAUACACUAAGCCGGCACCUUUCUGCUAUGUUCUAGCCCUUUGCUCUCUUGGGCCAUAAGGAUGUUUGUAUGUGGUUAUUGUAUGGACAUAUGGCUAGCUGGUAUGUACUGGAAUAACCGAAUAAGCGCAUGGUAUUCUUGCCUGUACUACUAUCUAAUCCUAGGAAGAUGUAUACUGAGUAACACUGCAUCUGUGACACUACAAUGCCUGCUCCCCAGAUUUGUACCAUUGGAGGUGUAAAAGUACCUGUUUUUGGCAGCCUAUGUAAUACGUACUUAAGAUGUUCUCUGUUGAACACAAAUGCUCCCGGAUAAACCUCGUUGAGUUGCAUCUUGCAUGCU